AUGGAGGAAGAAACAAACAAUUCUGGAAAUACGGCGGAUGAAAAAAUGGAAGUUGAAGAAAUCUUGCCUGGUGUAACUGACAUCAAUGCUUAUACACAGAGCCUCUUGCGUGCUGUCCUGCAGUGCAUCAAGUGUUCCAAUGUAUUACCAGCAGAAGGAGAUGAUUAUGAUUAUUAUGCCAGUUUUCAGGGAUUCCGUGACAUCAUGGAUGUUGAGGGUAAAAGAAUAUUACACAUGAUUCAGGAUAUUAUGAAGCAUCAGCAUGUGAAGGGCAACAUGAUGGCUAACACAGGAAGCAUGACAGAAAUUGAAGAUAAAUUUGAUUUUAUCAUGGAUGCUAAUGACCAGUUAUUGGAAAAAAUUGGAAAUUUGUUAGAUGAAGCUUCUGGUGUAAAGAAAGCUGAAACCUCUCUUGUAAUUACAAACUUUACACCCAAGCAUUCAAAUACGGCUAGCUGGAAUAAAAAGAAUCCCCCAUCAACUGGUGGAAGUAGCAAUAACUAUCGUCUUUUGGCAGCUAGACAAAUAUGUAGGCCUCAGAGCAAGUUUUCUGAUGAUAUCGACAAUAGAAAUCGCCCUUUUGUUCCUAACAUUCGAAGAAAGCCUAAUGCACUUAAGUUGCUUGAAGAAAGUUUACAGAUUUCAGCCAAUGCUGAGGAAUUGGAAGACCCAGAAUUUAUUUAUCCUCAUCCAUAUGCUCAUGAACUGGAACAUUUUCAGAUGGUUCCUCAUCAACUUGAAAAAUGUGAACCACAGGAACCUGCAUCUAUUGAAAACACACCAUUCACAUUUGUAGACACAUCAGAUCAACUAAAGAAUCUUUGUCAACAGCUUGCUGAGCAAGAAAUCAUUGCAGUUGAUUUAGAAGCUCAUUCGUAUCGUUCAUUCCAAGGUUUAACCUGCCUCAUGCAGAUUUCUACACGUAAACAGGAUUACAUCAUUGAUACUUUGGAACUUCGAAAACAAAUAGAACUUCUUAACGAUAUUUUUACUGACCCCAAAAUAGUCAAAGUAUUUCAUGGUGCUAACUGUGAUAUUGACUGGUUGCAGAGGGAUUUUGGUGUAUAUGUUGUAAAUAUGUUUGAUACUGGCCAAGCAGCUCGAGUGCUCAAUUUUAGUCGCUUUUCCCUCUCCUACCUGAUGGCCAGAUAUUGCAAAAGAGAAGUGGACAAACAAUAUCAGUUAGCUGAUUGGAGAAUCAGGCCCCUACCUGAUGUUUUGGUCAACUAUGCUCGUGAAGAUACACAUUAUUUGUUGUAUAUUUAUGACCAAAUGAAAAAUGAACUGCUGGAAAAGGGUAAUGCACAGAAAAACUUGCUAAUAUCUACACUGAAUCGAAGCAGGGAUGUUUGCCUAAGAGUUUACCAGAAGCCAGUGUUUACACAGGAAUCAUAUUUGGAACUGUAUCAUAAAAGCAGGAAAACAUUCAAUUCUCAGCAACUGUUAGCACUAAAACUGCUAUAUGCUUGGCGUGACAGAACAGCUCGUAAUGAAGAUGAGAGUACAGGGUAUGUGUUACCAAACCAUAUGUUGCUACAGAUUACUGAGAUUUUGCCUCGUGAGAGACAAGGUGUGUUAGCUUGCUGUAACCCUAUCCCUCCCCUUGUGCGUCAACACCUACAGGAGAUUCAUAUUUUAGUGAAGCAAGCAAGAGAAAGUCCUCUAGUCAAGGUCCUUAUUCCUACUGAGAAAAAGGAAGUAGCACCUUCUGUUCAAGAUCCAAAAUACGAUGCCAAUAGUUUGAUGGAAUGCCCCCAUGAUUUAUCAAAAAUGGCAUCAGAUGAAUCUGAUUGCAUGACUGAACCAGAACCCCUACGUGCCUCUGCAGUCACAGAAAACAGUGUCAUGACACUGAAGAAAAAACCCUCUUUGGCAGUGUUUGGAUGGCCCUUGGAGACUGCAAAAACCAAAGCUUGUGAACUUGCUGAAACUAUUAAAAAGUCUUUUCAAAAUCCUUUCACUAUGUUUUUCCCAGUAGAUGAAGAAAAUCAAAAUAAUGGUGAUUUAUCCUCCUUUACUCCAUGGAAAUUAGUUAAGAAAGACAAAGUUAAACGAGUAUCUACAAUUUGUGUCGCAGCUCCAGAUUCUGAAACAAUGAGAGCAGCAAGUCAUAAAAGAUUCAAGUCUUCAGAAGAAGAGGAAGAAGAGUCAAAUGAAGUCAUUCCACUCAGUUUCCAGCCAAGUGUAACAAAGAAGAAAAAAUCAGAAAAUACUGGUGAAGAAAAUGAGAACUGGAAUGAGCGAGGAAUUUUUGCCACAACAAAAGGAAAGCUUCCUAAGGGAAAAAAGAUUGAGAUGGUGGAAAUCAGUGACUCUGAUAAUUCUGAUGUGGAAAUAAUUGAAGCAUUGAGCACAGAGAAGAAAAACAAACAGAUUUCAGAGAAUUUUAAGCCAUAUGAUUAUUCACAGGCCAAUUUCCAAAUGUUUGAAGCUGGAUCUGCCCCAACAAAAUCUUUUAAAAAUAAAUUUAAGAAACAUGAUAAAAAGUAUCCAAAAGGAAAGUUCUUUAAGAACCAAGGGAAAAAAGAUAAACCAUUUGCUGACUGA
Molecule: messenger RNA, 2547 nt
Organism: Acanthosepion pharaonis
Lineage: Eukaryota; Metazoa; Mollusca; Cephalopoda; Sepiida; Sepiidae
Source: the annotation of a GenBank genome assembly